This is a messenger RNA of Zootoca vivipara (common lizard), 985 nucleotides long. Lineage: Eukaryota; Metazoa; Chordata; Lepidosauria; Squamata; Lacertidae. The record is from RefSeq and is a predicted model, not a curated record.
CAGCGAGAUGACCCCAGAGGUUCCUUCUAGACCUCCUCCUCUUUGUGCCGGACUGGAAAUGGCUUCUGCCCAAUUGGAACAGGUUCCCGUGUCCCUUGAAGAGGUGGCAGUUCGUUUCAAAGAGAACGAAUGGGCUUUGCUGGAUCCGGGCCAGAGAGUGCUGCACAAAGAAGUAAUGGAGGAGAAUUAUGCGAAUCUGGUAUCUUUAGGACUACCAAUUUCCAGGUCUGGCAUCACAUUGCAGAAAGAAUGGGAAAGUGCAUUCAUUGAGGGCUCUGAAGAACAAGAGACAUUAGCAGGUGAUGGGGGUGAAAGGGAUGAACAAAACAUUCCUCAAAGAAAGAGAACUGAACAAAAGCAGAAGUGGAGGAAGAAACGCUUGGCUUCUGUGGGGGCUGGCUUCCGUGAAGUUCCAAUACUAGCAGAACAUCGUGCAGGCAAGAAAAGGAAUAUUGAGAAUGGAGAGAGACUGUUGAUGUGCUCAGAGUGUGGAAAGGGUUUCAUUGGCUGGAUGAACCUUACUAAACAUCAGAGAAUCCACAUGGGAGAAAAGCAACAUGAAUAUUCAGAGAACAGGAAGCAAAUCUCUCACAGUUCAGACCUUAAUGCACACCAGAGAGUCCAUGUUGGCGAAAAGCGCUAUAAAUGCUCAGAAUGUGGAAAGAGCUUUGUUCAGAGCACGUACCUGAGAGUGCACGAAAGAAUCCACAGAGGGGAAAAGCCGUACAAAUGCUUCGAGUGCGGAAAGAGCUUCAGCUGGAGUGGAAACCUGAACAGGCACCACAGAAUCCACACAGGGGAGAAGCCGUAUCAAUGUUCCCAGUGUGAGAAGAGUUUCCGCCAUGGAUCAAGUCUUAAACUUCACCAGAGAAUUCAUGCAGAGGAACGCACUUUGUAAACAUCGAGGUUUGGGUGGAAUACACACGUUAAUUCGCAUUACAAAAUUUGCACAUUGGAGAAACUCAACGGCUAAGAGCAGGCAUAG